GGGCGCCCGGCGCGGCUGAGCCCCCGCCGCCGCGAGCAUGUCGCCGGCCGCCGCCGCCGGCCGCCGUCGCCUCGGGCCUCGGCCCCCCGACCCCCGCCCCUGACCGCGCCGGAGCAGCGCCGAGGACCAUGGCCGGCCAGGGGGACUGCUGCGUCAAGGUGGCCGUCAGGAUCCGGCCCCAGCUGUCAAAGGAGAAGAUUGAGGGCUGUCACAUCUGUACCUCCGUCACCCCGGGGGAGCCCCAGGUCCUCCUGGGGAAGGACAAGGCCUUCACCUAUGACUUUGUCUUCGACCUGGACACCUGGCAAGAGCAGAUCUACUCGACCUGUGUGAGCAAGCUCAUCGAGGGCUGCUUCGAAGGCUACAAUGCCACAGUGCUGGCCUAUGGGCAGACAGGAGCUGGAAAGACAUAUACUAUGGGCACGGGCUUCGACAUGGCGACGUUGGAGGAGGAGCAGGGCAUCAUCCCGAGGGCCAUCGCCCACCUCUUUGGGGGCAUUGCCGAACGCAAGCGGCGGGCACAGGAGCAGGGCGUGCCCGGGCCUGAAUUCAAAGUCAGCGCUCAGUUCCUGGAGCUCUACAACGAGGAGAUCCUCGACCUGUUUGACAGUACCCGCGACCCUGACGCCCGCCACCGCAGGUCCAACAUCAAGAUCCACGAGGACGCCAACGGUGGCAUCUACACCACAGGCGUCACAUCUCGCCUCAUCAGCUCACAGGAGGAGCUGAUCCAGUGCCUGAAGCAGGGUGCCCUGUCGCGCACCACGGCCAGCACCCAGAUGAACGUGCAGAGCUCACGCUCCCAUGCCAUCUUCACCAUCCACCUGUGCCAGAUGCGCCUGUGCACCCAGCCCGACCUGGGCGGUGAGGCCAUACCUGGGCUUCCUGAGGGCACAGCGCCCGCGAGUGAGUAUGAGACCCUAACCGCUAAGUUUCACUUCGUGGACCUGGCUGGCUCAGAGCGCUUGAAGCGGACGGGAGCCACCGGCGAGCGGGCCAAAGAGGGCAUCUCCAUCAACUGUGGCCUGCUGGCCUUGGGCAAUGUGAUCAGCGCCCUGGGUGACCAGAGCAAGAAGGUGGUGCAUGUGCCCUACAGGGACUCCAAACUCACACGGCUCCUGCAGGACUCCCUGGGGGGUAACAGCCAGACCAUCAUGAUCGCCUGCGUGAGCCCCUCAGACCGGGACUUCAUGGAGACCCUGAACACGCUCAAGUACGCCAACCGGGCCCGCAACAUCAAGAACAAAGUGGUGGUGAACCAGGACAAGACAAGCCAACAGAUCAGCGCACUGCGGGCCGAGAUCGCACGUCUGCAGAUGGAACUGAUGGAGUACAAGGCGGGCAAGCGCGUGAUUGGGGAGGACGGUGCCGAGGGCUACAGCGACCUGUUCCAGGAGAACGCCAUGCUGCAGAAGGAGAAUGGGGCGCUACGACUGCGGGUGAAGGCCAUGCAGGAGGCCAUCGACGCCAUCAACAACCGCGUCACCCAGCUCAUGAGCCAGGAGGCCAACCUGCUCUUGGCCAAGGCCGGUGAUGGCAACGAGGCCAUUGGUGCUCUGAUCCAGAACUACAUCCGGGAGAUUGAGGAGCUGCGGACGAAGCUGCUGGAGAGCGAGGCCAUGAAUGAGUCCCUCCGGCGCAGCCUCUCACGGGCCUCUGCUCGCAGCCCCUAUGCCCUGGGAGCGUCUCCAGGCGGCCCAGCACUCGGAAGCCCAGCCAGCUCCAUGGAGGAUGCCUCUGAGGUGAUCCGCAGGGCCAAGCAAGACCUGGAGCGGCUCAAGAAGAAGGAAGUCAGGCAGCGCAGGAAGAGCAGCCCAGAGAAAGAAGCCUUCAAAAAGAGAGCGAAACUCCAGCAGGACAACAGUGAGGAGACUGACGAGAAUGAGGCUGAGGAGGAGGAGGAAGAGCGAGACGAGAGUGGCUGUGAGGAGGAGGAAGGGCGUGAGGAUGAAGACGAGGAUUCGGGCAGUGAGGAGAGCUUGGUGGACUCUGAUUCCGACCCCGAGGAGAAGGAGGUGAACUUCCAGGCAGACCUGGCUGACCUGACGUGCGAAAUUGAGAUCAAGCAGAAGCUAAUUGACGAGCUGGAGAACAGCCAGCGGCGGCUGCAGACACUCAAGCACCAGUAUGAAGAGAAGCUGAUCCUGCUGCAGAAUAAAAUCCGCGACACACAGCUGGAGCGGGAUCGCGUGCUGCAGAACCUCAGCACCAUGGAGUGCUACACGGAGGAGAAGGCCAACAAGAUCAAGGCGGAUUACGAGAAGAAGCUGCGAGAGAUGAACCGGGACCUGCAGAAGCUGCAGGCGGCCCAGAAGGAGCAUGCCCGGCUGCUCAAGAAUCAGUCACGCUAUGAGCGGGAGCUGAAGAAGCUGCAGGCCGAGGUGGCCGAGAUGAAGAAAGCCAAGGUAGCCCUGAUGAAGCAGAUGCGUGAGGAGCAGCAGCGGCGUCGGCUGGUGGAGACCAAGAGGAACCGGGAGAUUGCUCAGCUCAAGAAGGAGCAGCGACGGCAGGAGUUCCAGAUCCGGGCUCUGGAGUCACAGAAACGGCAGCAGGAAAUUGUACUGAGGAGGAAGACCCAGGAGGUGUCUGCCCUGAGGCGUCUGGCCAAGCCCAUGUCUGAGCGGGUGGCAGGGCGUGCAGGCCUGAAGCCACCCAUGCUGGACUCCGGGGCCGAAGUCUCGGCCAGCACCACCUCUUCUGAGGCCGAGUCUGGUGCCCGCUCGGUCUCCAGCAUCGUGCGCCAAUGGAACCGCAAAAUCAACCACUUCUUGGGAGACCCCGCACCCACUGCCAAUAGCUCUCGCCCAACCAGGAAGAAGUUCCAGAAGAAGGGGGCCAGCCAGAGCUUCAGCAAGGCAGCCAGGCUCAAGUGGCAGUCCCUGGAGCGGCGUAUCAUUGACAUCGUCAUGCAGAGAAUGACCAUCGUCAACCUGGAGGCCGACAUGGAGCGGCUCAUCAAGAAAAGGGAGGAGCUAUUCCUCCUGCAGGAGGCUCUGCGAAGGAAGCGGGAACGGCUGCAGGCCGAGAGCCCGGAGGAGGAGAAAGGGCUGCAGGAGCUGGCAGAGGAGAUCGAAGUGCUGGCCGCCAACAUUGACUACAUCAAUGACAGCAUCACUGACUGCCAGGCCACCAUCGUGCAGCUGGAGGAGACCAAGGAGGAGCUGGACUCGACGGACACCUCGGUGGUGAUUAGUUCCUGCUCCCUGGCUGAAGCCCGCCUCCUGCUGGACAACUUCCUCAAGGCGUCCAUCGACAAGGGGCUGCAGGUAGCACAGAAGGAGGCCCAGAUCCGGCUGCUAGAGGGGCGACUGAGGCAGACAGACAUGGCAGGCUCCUCCCAGAACCACCUGCUCUUGGACGCCCUGCGAGAGAAGGCCGAGGCACACCCUGAGCUGCAGGCCCUCAUCCACAACGUGCAGCAAGGCAUGGAGAACGGCUACGCCAGCACAGACGAGGAGGUCUCAGAGUUCUCUGAGGGGAGCUUCUCCCAGUCUUUCACCAUGAAAGGUUCCACCAGUCAUGAUGACUUCAAGUUGAAGGGUGAACCCAAGCUGUCUGCCCAAAUGAAGGCGGUGUCGGCUGAGUGCCUGGGGCCCCCACUGGACAUCUCCACCAAGAACAUCACCAAGUCCCUGGCGUCUCUGGUGGAGAUCAAAGAGGACGGGGUGGGCCUCUCCAUCCGAGACCCCUACUACCGGGACAAGGUCUCCCGCACCGUCAGCCUGCCCACUCGGGGCAGCACUUUCCCCCGUCAGUCUCGAGCCGCGGAGACGUCCCCUCUGACCCGCAGGAAGUCGUAUGACCGAGGACAGCCCAUCAGGUCCUCGGACAUGGGAUUCACACCCCCAUCGUCCCCUCCCACGCGGCCCCGCAAUGAUCGCAACGUCUUCUCACGUCUCACCAGUAAUCAGAGCCAGGGGUCGGCACUGGACAAGUCUGAUGACAGCGACUCCUCUGUGUCGGAGGUCCUGAGGGGCAUCAUCACACCCGUCGGAGGCACCAAGGGCGCACGCACGGCCCCACUGCAGUGCAUCUCCAUGGCUGAGGGCCACACUAAGCCCAUCCUUUGCCUGGAUGCCACGGACGAGUUGCUUUUCACAGGGUCCAAAGACCGCAGCUGCAAGAUGUGGAACCUCGUCACGGGGCAGGAGAUCGCUGCCCUCAAGGGCCACCCCAACAACGUGGUGUCUAUCAAAUACUGCAGUCUCUCAGGGCUCGUGUUCUCCGUGUCCACCUCCUACAUCAAGGUGUGGGACAUCCGGGACUCAGCCAAGUGCGUCCGGACCCUCACGUCCUCAGGACAGGUGAUCUCAGGGGACGCCUGUGCCGCCACGUCCUCACGUGCCAUCACCAGCGCCCAGGGGGAACAUCAGAUCAACCAGAUCGCGCUCAGCCCCUCGGGCACCAUGCUGUACGCCGCCUCGGGCAAUGCCGUGCGCAUCUGGGAGCUCAGCAGGUUCCAGCCUGUGGGCAAGCUAACUGGCCACAUCGGCCCUGUGAUGUGUCUGACAGUCACGCAGACCGCCAGCCAGCACGACCUCGUGGUGACUGGCUCCAAAGACCACUAUGUGAAGAUGUUCGAGCUGGGUGAGUGUGUGAGCGGCACCAUCAGCCCCACCUACAACUUCGAGCCCCCGCACUAUGAUGGCAUUGAGUGUCUGGCCAUCCAGGGAGAUGUCCUUUUCAGUGGCUCCCGGGACAACGGCAUCAAGAAAUGGGACCUGGAGCAGCAGGAGCUAAUCCAGCAAAUCCCCAACGCACACAAGGACUGGGUAUGUGCCCUGGCCUUCGUGCCAGGCCGCCCCAUGCUGCUGAGCGCCUGCCGUGCAGGCGUCAUCAAGGUCUGGAACGUGGAUAAUUUCACGCCCAUCGGCGAGAUCAAGGGCCAUGACAGCCCCAUCAACGCCAUCUGCACCAAUGCCAAGCACAUCUUUACGGGCUCCAGUGACCUGACGGUGAAGUUUUGGAGCGUCCGGCGGCUGCCUGGAGGCCCAUCCUAGGAGCGAGACACAAGGAUGCCCGGACCCUUGGCCCCGGCCACCCGGAUGCUGGGCAAGGGAAACUGUGGUCCAGCCUGUCGGGGCAUGCCCUGGGCGCAGAGGCUGCAGCCCCUCUCCUGCCCCACUUCCUCUCGGCCUCCCACUGGGCACUGCCCCUUAGGGAGAGGCUGAGAGGAUCAAGCUGUGAAGCCAAAGGGCAUUACUCACCCCCUCCCGUCCCUGCCACCACUGGCCACGUGGUUUCCUGCCGAGCCUCCAGGGAGAGCCCUGAAGUCCCAGCCCCAGGUGCCACAUCGCUCCAUGUCCCAUCCCAGCCUAGGAGUCGCUGCAUCUGCCUCUGAGCCCAGCAGGAGUCCUCAGGCAGCCCUGGAAGCCAGUGCGGGCAGCUGGCCCUGGCCCCUCCGGUCCCUGACGGCCGGGCCUGGGCAGAGCCAUUGGGAAGCAUGCUCCGGGGAGAUGGGCCGGCAGACUAGUCAUUUAAUUUAUUAUGUUUUCGUUUUUGUUUUUUGCCGUUGCCUCCUGGAAACUGACUUGAAGUUUCUUCCCACGUGUUCCCCUCAGAUCUUGGGGCUUCUGCUCCCUCCCACUCUUUGCAGCUUCGGCCUGUCCCUGCCCCUGCCUCCACCCAACACACCCAGGGACCCUCCCAGCGUGCCCCUGGCCUCCAGGCCGCCCGACGCUGCAGUGCCUUCCCCAUCCUGGGGCCUGGCACCCGUGCUGGGCAGCCUUACACCAGCUAUGCCCGCCUGCCACACGUGUCUUCUACUCCAUGGGCUUCAUGCCCACCACCCCAGAGAGGCAGGGCUGGGUCAGGGUCCCUGCAAGGUACAGAGAAAGCAGCUCAGUGAACUGCUGGGGGCAGCCAUGGGGGUGAAGACCACCCAGAACCCCUGUCCUCCUCCGCGUCUCCCCUCCCUGGCAUAGUCAGCAUCAGCAACUGUGCUUUCUAGCCUUAAACCAGCCUGGGCACCAGCCCUGCCCCUCCGGGAGCUUGGCGAGCUGCUUUCUCCACUCCUCAGACCCCAGCGCCCUCUGGUGGGGCCACAGUGAAUUUACAGGAAUGGGCCUCAUGAGAGGGGCAGGCCCCUGCCUGCCCCCAACCUAUCUACACUGGGUUAUGUUGCUUCACUGGUCUUGAGUGACCCUAGCUCCGUUCGGGCAGCACCAUGACCGGGACUCGGCCAAGCUGGCCUCUGCCUUGGCUGUCCUCCCUCCGGCCUAUGUGGUCCAGUGAAGGCCAAAGAGGCCUGGCCACCUCCCAGGGCUGGCCCAGGAGCCAAGAAGGUCAUGGUGCUGAACUCCGGGCCAGCUGAGCUGCAGUAAGGACACCCUUGAACCUGGCCUCAGGCACCUGGACAGCCUCAGUGAUACCGGCAGAAGUC
This is a messenger RNA of Ochotona princeps (American pika), 6382 nucleotides long. RefSeq names its product kinesin family member 21B (gene KIF21B). Gene Ontology annotation, biological process: mitotic spindle organization; microtubule-based movement. The transcript has 35 exons. Bases 129 to 5000 code for a protein of 1623 amino acids. Gene Ontology annotation, molecular function: microtubule binding; microtubule motor activity; ATP binding. The record is from RefSeq and is a predicted model, not a curated record. Lineage: Eukaryota; Metazoa; Chordata; Mammalia; Lagomorpha; Ochotonidae.